This is a messenger RNA of Sceloporus undulatus (fence lizard), 2418 nucleotides long. Its product is annotated as somatomedin-B and thrombospondin type-1 domain-containing protein-like. The record is from RefSeq and is a predicted model, not a curated record. NCBI's taxonomy places the organism in Eukaryota, Metazoa, Chordata, Lepidosauria, Squamata, Phrynosomatidae. The coding region runs from base 854 to 1657 and encodes 267 amino acids. The transcript is spliced from 5 exons.
AGGAAUAGCUAAUACCCCAGAGGACAGGAUCAAAAUUCAAGAAGGACUCCUAGAUCCCUUUCACAUGCGCUGUUGUGAAGCCCAGUGUCCACCAUCCUAUAUCUGCAUUUCAUUUUUUCUUCCUAAGUGCAGUGACUCCAGGGAGAGCAUGAGAGCAUUCUGGCAAGUGCAAACAAUCCCUUAGCCUAAAGGUCAGGUUGGCUCUCAUCAGAUAUGGGAGGUGUUAAUCCACAACCAGUUGACCUGCGCACUGAUUCUCUGUUGAAUCCACUAUGGGGGGCUUUGGGGCCAUUUGUAAAUUCACCAGCUUCAGAAAGAUGUGAAAUCAAAGGACCCUCUGGCUUUAAGACCCAGGAGGAACCUUUAUAGUAGAAAUAAAAGGAGGGGAAAGCACUUUUUCCCCAGCCAGUCCUCUUGGGUGCAUCAGGCACUUUUGCUCCUUGCCUCGAAAACCAUCCAGUUAGGAGUCCAAGUUUCCCAGUGACAGCUUUCCCUGCCAUCGCCUUUUGAAAGAGGGAAAAGCAAGGGAUCCGAGCAGCACACAUUGCUCCAGCGAACCAAAUGCUUGCUCCCUGAUGACCGAUUGCCAGCUCUGGCCUCUUCAAAGAGGCUUCUUUCUUUCCAUGCUGUCAGCUGGAUAGAUGAGGGAGCCAAGCUUUGGUCUGGUCAUUCUGACUCUGGGACUCCAAGUUAUUCUCCAACUUGGUUGAGGUGCCAGCCUCUUUGGCCCAGAACUCAGCUCUGGAGCUGGAGUGAAAGAGAACACCAAACUGGUUCUCUUUCCUCAAACUUUGCAAGGACAGUCUGCUUUGAAGGUGGACCUGGUGCUUCCCAUCAGCAGCUCUCUGCAGCCAUGCGCCCCAAAGCCAAGGGCAUGCGACAGCUGAGCAUCAGUGUGGGACGCUGGCUGGUUUUUUGCACGUGGCUUUUAGCGACUGGAUCUUUUCCGCAUGCCGAGGGGGGAUGCGCCAACCGAGAGACCCACAAAUGCUGCCCGGGUCGGAAUAACGAUUGCUCUGCUUUCUCUCGGAGGAGAACGCCCUGUUACUGUGACACUUACUGCGAGAAGACAGGCGACUGCUGUGAGGAUUAUCAUGCCGUCUGUCAGGUAUCAGCAGCUGUCAAUUGUGUGGUCGGGCCCUGGGGUGACUGGAGUGACUGCAGUUCUCUCUGUGGCACCGGCAGCAAAGACCGGAUGCGUCAGGUCACUGUGCCACCGCGGAAUGGCGGAACCCCCUGUCCGGACCUCAAACAGAGGAGAGGGUGCCUCGGGGACAAUCCAGUUUGCAAGACAGCCAAAGAAGUGUCUAAGAUCCUACCGGAUUCAUUUAAAAGGGACUUCAAGGAUCCCUGGAGAAGACCUCACAUGCUGAUGAAGGAAAAGAUGCCAAGCUACUGCAUCUAUUUCCGUCUGAAGCAGGCGAGCCCUGCCUGCCACCUGCAUUUCUGGAGCAGCCAGCUGGUGAAAGAAAGGCGGGUUUGUGUGGAGUGCCAAGGGGCUGCAGUGGGCAGCAAGAAACGAUGCCAAGGUGACGGUCUUCAGGGAUCCAGAACAUUUUGGACUGCAGCUUCCAUUGCUGGCUGUCAAGGAUCUUGGGUGCAAGAGUCGUCCCAGGACAACUGUGUGUGUCCUCAACUUUCCUUUAUCUUCGUAUGAUGUUGCGUCAAGCUGUAUGACAAUCUGGACAGAGAGGAAGGCGUGCAUCGGCCAUAGCUGUUUUGUUGCAAAAGAGCAGGAUGAAGAAGCCAAGGAAAGACCAAAUGCUGCUUUUAAACCUCAACAUCAUUCUAAAAUCCAUGUUCUGUACCCUUUGCCCUGUGCGCACGCUCCACAUCUUCUCUGUUGGCUGCCGGGCCAGAUGCUGUUUCAGAGCACAAGAAUGCCUCAUGCAUUUUCGUUUUUAAAAAACAAAACCCACACAAAACCCAGACAUUUAUAUUAAAAAACAAAUUGCUAUGUAGUUCCCUCGUUGUCCCUAAAAUGGAAGCGUUUCUUUUUCUGCUUUCUGUGAAGACGUCUUUUCAAAAAUUUAGGAGCAAAAGGCAAGCCUCUUAGCGAAUUGCAACAAAUAGCAUAAGCCCUAGCAGAGUUACAUUUCAAAAGCAAUAUCGCAUAUUGGUGCAAAGUAGUAUUAUCAGUGUAACAAAUCACGGGCUCUUAUUCCUUUUGCGCAGUCGCGUUUAAAGAGCACUUGAAAGCAUUUUUAGAGGUGUUCUGUUUUCCAGGUUUUCUGCCAUUUUCUUACUAGUCCCUAAGGGCAUUUAUUUGGGCCCAGUUCUCAAAUCUGUUAAAACUCCUCUUGCAUCCGAAUUCUGUCUUCUGAGUUAUCGGUGUCCUAUUCCAGAGGAUGCAAUUCCCUUGAUAACAUGGCAUGUCUUCAUGUGAAUUCAUCUUGAAUAAAAUUUUCAGUUGCUCCA